Molecule: messenger RNA, 5000 nt
Organism: Ictidomys tridecemlineatus (thirteen-lined ground squirrel)
Lineage: Eukaryota; Metazoa; Chordata; Mammalia; Rodentia; Sciuridae
Source: RefSeq, a predicted model, not a curated record
GGUCAUGGGAGUGAAGGAGUCUGGGUGACAGGAAGCAAGCGGCCUGUCAUGCUUAUUGCCUAGCUGCCAGAUUAACCUUGUCUUGGAAAUAACGUGAUUGCCCCGUAGGCUAUUCAGUGUAAGGAAGACAGAAUUCCUUGGGAACCUACCUAGUGGGUUUACCUUCCACAUUUGGUAGAGGCAAAAAGCAAAGGGGAACAUGGGCAAAGGAAGGUUUGAUGAAAAAGAAAAUGUGUCCAACUGCAUCCAGCUGAAAACAUCUGUUAUUAAGGGUAUUAAGAACCAGUUGAUAGAGCAAUUUCCAGGUAUUGAACCAUGGCUUAAUCAAAUCAUGCCUAAGAAAGAUCCUGUCAAAAUAGUCCGAUGCCAUGAACAUAUAGAAAUCCUUACAGUAAACGGAGAAUUACUAUUUUUUAGACAAAGAGAAGGACCUUUUUAUCCAACCCUAAGGUUACUUCACAAAUAUCCUUUUAUUCUGCCACACCAGCAGGUUGAUAAAGGAGCCAUCAAAUUUGUGCUCAGUGGAGCAAAUAUCAUGUGUCCAGGCUUAACUUCUCCUGGAGCUAAGCUUUACCCUGCUGCAGUAGAUACCAUUGUUGCAAUCAUGGCAGAAGGAAAACAGCAUGCUCUAUGUGUUGGAGUCAUGAAGAUGUCUGCAGAAGAUAUCGAGAAAGUCAACAAAGGAAUUGGCAUUGAAAGCUCUUCAAGAAACUCAAAAUGAUUCCAAUAUCUAAAGGAGUAUCCACUAAAACAGAUUUGUAAUGAAAGAAAAGCAGUGAAAAUGUAUGCAUCCUAUGUCAAUAUAACCAUCACAUCUGAGGUCUCAAGCAAUUAGAAACUUACUCAAGUUAUUCAAUAACUAUAAGAAUUAGGCAGUUAGAAUAUUUUGGAAGCCCUAUAGAACACUUACGUUUAGUAUGUUACUAGUCGUAUCAAGGCAGUAAAGAUUACACUAAAUAUAAUUGUACUCUUAAUAUCAGUCUUAAAGCAGCAGUUCCUAAAGAAACCAUACCUGUCAACAUGGAGGCUGAUGCAUGUAAAUGUAUUCUAUUUUUUGUAUGUAUUUUAUACUUUGUAUGUAUACUUUUAAUGGCAGGUAAAAUAAUGAGUUGAAGGACCAACAAUAACAUCAAUUUGUUCAAUAUUGAUUAAAACCAAUUAAGUAUGAGUAAAGGACCACAAGGCCAUCAGAUCAGGGGUGAAUGAACAGAUUUGAAGCCAGUUUUUAAAUCAAUGUUGAGAUUAUAAUGCAGGUUUCUUUGUUUAAGAGGCUAGCCUUUUAGAGAAUAUAAUUUAUUCAUGGAAAAAAAUAAGAAGGAUGAAUGGAAUUUUUUCUAAUAAUAUCAUGUUUACUAAGAAUAGGUCACGAGGAGGAAAAGUUAAAGAAAAACUCAUUAGUACAAUUAAUAUUUGCCUCUUGAAGUGAAAAUUAAAGAAUUCCAAAUUUUAUCCUUGAAGACUUUGAGAAAUGAGAGAUGCAUUAGUAAAGUAGUUUAUACUUAAAAUCCUAGUUGUAACAAAGAAUGGCAUGCCUCAUUAUUAAUGUUCAUUUCUAAUUAGAUGGAUUGUUUUGGCAAUUUGUGAAAUAUUCCAAACAGAACUGAUGUUUCAAAUGACUAAAAUUUAGACUUGGAUUAGAGGAACGAAGUAAAAGAUGGGUAACCAUUAAAAGUAGUUAAUUAAAAAUUGGGCUGUGGGCAUCAGUCUUAUGUGGAAGAUUGUAAUUCAACAGGCUAUGAUUUCCAAAAUAUAGCAAACUUCUUCAUGUCCUCAUAUACCAAAUUGGUUCAUCUCUUAGGCAAAAACAGAAAAUUUAAAAAAUCAAAUUUACCAAACCACUCAAACCUUUUUAAAAUCACAUUCUAAAAAUAGGAGAAACCCCAUAAUUUAUAUAUCAUAAUUUUUAUUACUUUUGUUUAUUCCCCAAUUUUUCAAAUACUUUAAUUUCAGCCAGUAUGUGAACAUGGAAGACUUAAAGAGCAUAAUGAAUUACUUGACUUCCUUCAAGUUUAUUGUAAAUGUUCUCAAAACUCUGCCAAGAAUAUAAAGAUUUGAAAGAUAACCAAGAUUUAUUUUUUCUUAUUUUAAUUUUUAAUCACAAGACUUGAUUGUCAAUGAUACUUAUUAACUAUCAUGUAAUCUCCGAUGGUAAAACAAGUGAUUUCUUCUGAGUUUUUACAAGCAUGUAAGCAAAAGACUUGGUUUUCAUCAAUAAAUCAUUGGUUGUAACUAAGCACUUGUUUGGAGAAAGUGUCAUUUCUCCAAACAUGUGUCUUGAAAACAAAUCCAGUUCUUUUUUUGCCUCAGGGGAAGCCAUGUUGGGGAGUCUUCAGAGAUCUGGCAACCCAGUUUUAUUCUUACCAACCUCUGUUUUGAAAGGGAAUGCCUUCUGUCUUUGUCCCCAAAAUCUUUGGUUGUCCUACACUGAUGCCUGAUGGAGCCCUGAGGCAUAUAAACAAGUAAGAUGCUUUUCAUGAUGAAACUGCAUGUUGUUCUGACACUGUCUAUUAAUAGUCCUGAAUGAGCUUAAAUUUGAGGCACCUUUUUUUUUUAAUUAUUUUUUACUGUGCUUGGGUGGCACCCAGGGCAUAAUGCAUGCUCUGCAUGCACUAGACUACUGAACAAUACCCCUCAGCCUUGAGGCAACUUUGGAAAAUAUCAGGUACUUUUCAUUUUGCUUCCCUUGAAAUGUUUAUUUCUGCAUAUUGAUAUUUUAACUAAGUUUUAAUUUCUCAUUAUCUGAAAGAUUUUGCAUGUACUUUAGUCUGAAUAUAGUAUUUAUCAAUGCGAAUGCUGCUCCAUUCAAAAUUCAUUUUUGAAGCCAGAAUUCACUCUUAUUUGUCUGACUGGUCAGGGUGGGGGAGAGUCUUUUUUGUACUUUAGGCUCCGGACUACUUUCUUAGAGAGUUGACUUAUACAAGGUUAAGGAGAUGUAUGCUUUUGUAUGACUUAAGUUCUUUAUAAAGUUUGCUGCUAUAAGCAUUUUGGAUUUAAGAAAGUUCAACUUGAAAUAUAUUUGAAUAUAGGAUAGAAAUAGCUUUACUUAAUGGGAUAAUAGCUAUUUUGAACCCAUUAAGAUCUCCUCAAUAGCUUUCAAAAAGCACAUGACUAAAAAAUUUUUCACUGGCAUUGCUUUAUUGUUUUAAAAAUAGUAGGGACUGAAAUGUUAUUUAAAACUUGGAUGCUUAUACUGCACUAUUUCAUGUUGUGUUUCAGAAGGUUAAAAUUCUAUAUUUUGUAAAAUGUCUGGAAAGGAGUCCAAAAAGUAAUCUUGCUUUCUUGUUCCUGAAUGCAAAGGUCUGAGAGGAGACACAUGAUCUUCUUAUUAGCCUCAGGGUGUUGUCAAACACAGUUCUCCCUCAUGUACCAAAUGCCCAGUUGCAUUUAUUGGGAUGCAGGAGUCUCACUCAAGCAGUUUUUUUUCCCAAACAUGAAGAGAAACUUCUUGGUUAAAGUGUGGGGAGAUAGAAACCAUAUUGAUUUGGGCAUUUUGGCUCCAGUAAUAUCUACUGUGAAAGGUGGAUGCUCUAAGCUAAUUUCCUUUAAAAAGCAGUUCAUAAAUUUCUCCAAAUAUUUAUAAAAAAGCUGUUUUAUCACACAGCACAGAUUAAAUGUACAGAUGUUAUCUUAAAACUAUUAAGGUGUUUCCCUAUGAAUUUGAAUAUUCACUACCAGCUGUUACUCACAUCAGUAUUAAUAUUUUACCAUCAAGAGAUUUCAUACAAAGGUCUGAUAUUUAAUUCUUUAAAGGGAAAUAACAUUCCCUGAGUGCCUACUAUGUGUUCAAGUUCUAUUUACAUAUUUUGCUUAAUCUUUAUGAUGCUUCCAUGAGGUAGACUAUAAUUUUCAUUUUACAAAUGAGGAAACUAAGCCAGGCAUGGUGAUGCAUGCCUGUUACCCCAGAGACUUAGGAGGCUGAGGCAGGUGUAUCACAAGUUGAAACGAGCCUCAAAAUAAGAUGGUACUGGGGAUAUAGCUCAGUGGUAAACUGUCCCUGGAUCCAAUUCCCAGUUACAAUAAGCACACAGCAAACAAAAAGAAGAAGAAACAACUAAGGCUCAGAGAAGUUAGCUAAUAAAUAACAGGUUUGGAAUCUGAACUUAGGUCCACCUGAGUGCAAAGCCUGUCUUGCAGAAAUCUCUUCUUUUGUAUAUUAUAAAGUGUUAAUCUCGACCAACAGUUAAAUCUCCAUCUUUAUGGAUUACUGGAGAGAUGUGUGUGAAUUGGCAAGCCUCUGUUCCAAAUUGGGGAAAAUAUGGAUAGGAUUUGAACGAGAUGCGUGGGAUGCACGCAGGUCGUGGAAUGCACAGUCUUGUGCUGCUGAGGCAAUGUUUUUCUGUUCCCUCUUCAACAAUAGGGCAUACUAGAAGAAUCUUUAGAAGUUGAACAGUCCUCAGGUCUUAACUUUUCCUAUUAUUCACCUUUGAGCCAGGUGAUUUGUGACUUUUUAAAGGUUAAAAGCCUUUGCUUGAUCUAUAAAACACAAAGAGGAGGGCUAGUUAAGAAGUGGGGUAACGAGUCUAUACAAUAUACAGUGUAAUACGCAAGGACAGGACUUGGCGUUGCUUUGAAGAUAGUUGUGGGGAGGUAAGUGAAUAGUAAAAUUAAUGAGAGGAGCAGUUUUGGUUCAGUUAUAAUUCAAGGUAAAAAAGUUGAGAGGUCUAUAUUUUGUUCCAAAGUACAAUGAUUUAAUUUUGAGAAGGAAGAGCCAGUGAUUGCACUCUUUCAAGGAGAUGGCCUGGGGCCUGCUUAAUCAGGUUGCAGUUUCCAUUACAUUCAAGAAAAUCAGAAAAAUAAAUACAACUUGUAGAAGAAAAAUUUGUUUUUUCCCAUUCACAUUUAACCCUUGGAGGGGGGAGGCAGUUCUCACAUUUUUGGAAUUGUUUAGAACUGGUGUGCAACAUGGUAGCCACCAGCUAUAUACGGCUACUGAGCACUUGGAAUGUGACUAGUCUGAAUUGAGAUGUUGUGUAACUGUUAAAUUCAAACUGGAUUUUAAA